AUGUCAUCAGAAAUCAUGGACGCCUACUGGGCGGCGCCGCCAAUGGCCCGCACGCUAGCGACCGCGAUUGUCGUUAUGUCGAUCCCGGUGCAUUUCCAGAUGGUGUCGUACGUUUGGUUCUACUUCACCGAGGACACGCUCUUGCGCUUUCCGCCUGAGAUAUGGCGUCUGGCUACGUGCUUCCUCCUAAGCGGUCCGAAGCUCGGCAUCAUCAUGGACCCCUACUUCGCCUACCAGUACCUGAAGCAGCUCGAGACGGCGAACUCCAAAUUCCCCAGGAAGGAGGACGUUCUCUGGUAUCUGAUGACCGUCGGCAGCUUCAUCAUUCUGCUCAACCGAGUCUUCCUGGGAGGCGGCUUCUUCCUCGAUGGACUGCUCAUGGCCUUGGCCUACACGGCUAGCCAGGACCAGCGCGGCGCGAAGACGAAUUUUUUCUUCUUCACCGUGCCAGCACAAACGGUCCCGUAUUGCAUGCUCCUCGCGUCGCUCCUCAUGAACCCGAUGGCCAUUCCCCUGCAGAUCACAGGCAUCGUAGCGGCCCAUCUCCACGACUUUCUCUUCCGCCUGUGGCCGGAGUUUGGAGGUGGUCGGAAUAUUUUGGCGACUCCUGGCUUCGUCUCGUACUUGGUUAAGACCCCUAGAAUCCUGGAGCGCGGGUAUGGCACGGCCAUCCGCCAGCCCACUGCGGCGGGCUCUGGUAGCAGCACGGGGGCGUCGACGGGCUCGGUGCUUCCCGACUCGUGGAAGACGAGGGGCAGUGGACAGCGCCUAGGCGGUAACUGA
Messenger RNA from Chaetomium globosum CBS 148.51, 783 nucleotides. RefSeq lists its product as uncharacterized. The coding region runs from base 1 to 783 and encodes 260 amino acids. The record is from RefSeq and is a predicted model, not a curated record. Gene Ontology annotation, cellular component: Hrd1p ubiquitin ligase ERAD-L complex; endoplasmic reticulum membrane. The transcript is spliced from 3 exons. Gene Ontology annotation, biological process: endoplasmic reticulum unfolded protein response. NCBI's taxonomy places the organism in Eukaryota, Fungi, Ascomycota, Sordariomycetes, Sordariales, Chaetomiaceae. Gene Ontology annotation, molecular function: misfolded protein binding; ubiquitin-specific protease binding.